Molecule: messenger RNA, 4551 nt
Organism: Solea solea (common sole)
Lineage: Eukaryota; Metazoa; Chordata; Actinopteri; Pleuronectiformes; Soleidae
Gene: dgkzb
Product: diacylglycerol kinase, zeta b
Exons: 34
Coding region: 109-3960 (1283 amino acids)
Biological process (GO): lipid phosphorylation; intracellular signal transduction; diacylglycerol metabolic process
Cellular component (GO): nucleus
Molecular function (GO): ATP-dependent diacylglycerol kinase activity; protein binding
Source: RefSeq, a predicted model, not a curated record
UCCUCUCUCUCUCGCCCUGUCUCUCUCAGUGUGUUAUUCCUGCUCUUCACUCCGGCACCUGAACGUCUCUCAGUCAUUACAGGGGUGUGUCCCCUCUCUGCGUCCAACAUGGACACAUUUUUCCGCCGUCACUUUAAGAGGAAGGAAGCUGCUCUGCAGGCGGAUGUCGAGGCCAGAUCCCAUCACCAGCGCAGGCCCAGUGUGGCUGUCCCAACCAGUAAGGCCCGCCGCAGGUCCAGUGUUGGGCUUCCAUCCUCCACCCUGACCCAACGAAGGCGGUCCAGUGUCCAGCUGCAAGCCGGGCUGCCUUGUGCAGGUGGGGGGAUUUUGACAAAGACGUCUAGACGCAAGGGGCAGAAGGGGCAGGUUCGCAGGCGCUCCAGUACCACCACUCCCAGAGUCAACCCGAGGUUUGCUGUGCGUCGGAAGAAGACGGGGAAGCUGCGGACCAUCGACACCCACCUGCUGGGGCCAUCCAUACUGUUGGCCAGUCUGAUCCAAAUGACUGAGGAGGAAGAGGAGGGGCUGGAGGAGGGGCUACCUACUAGGGAGCAGCAGGUGGAAAUGAGGGACGGGGCCAACAGGGGAAUGUUUUCACGCUCCAGUAGCCUCCAAUCAGAUGGAAAUGAUGACGACAGCAAUGACUCCACCAGCAGUGAGAGCCAAUCAGAAUCCAGUGAGCUGUCGGUGGCGGAGCAGCUGGAUGAGGAGGAGGAGGAGGAGGAUUCUUCCUGGGCCCCUGAUCAGAAUCCCUCUCCAUCCUCCAACCCCUCCUUGCCCGAAAUGGAGGUGAUGAGAACAACGCCCCAGCUGGUGUCAACAUCACGGCCCCAGAUCUGGGCCCCUCGCUGCCUCCGCAGGAACUCCUCUCAGGUGUUUUUAGGAGACUCUGCUCCUCCCAGCCGUUACACUGCCUCCACUCAGAGGAAGAGAAGAAGGAUCUCCACAAUCUCCAAAGCUGGGAGCCCCUGGCCUGGAAGGGGCCUCCCACUGCCAAGUCGUAGAACUUCAGUCUACUACCUCAACCACCCGGCCUUCCAGAGGGGCCCUGGAGCCCUCAGCCCGCUAGGGGCCCACAGUUACGACUCCCGUCUGGAGACUUGGAGUUCCCUCCUGCUAAAAGCCGUUGCAAAGUCAGGACUGCAGCACGUGGCGACUCAGCCCAGCGUGUCAACGUCCGCUCAGACCGACCUGCCACGAGAGCCCAGCAGCUCCGUCGACUGGAGCGAAAAUGCCCAGUUCGGUGAGCACAUCUGGUUUGAGACCAGCGGCUCCGGAGACUUCUGCUACGUGGGCGAGCAGUACUGCAUCGCCAAGUCUCUGCAAAAGUCGGUGUCGAGGAAGAAAUGUGCAGGGUGUAUGAUUUCAGUCCACACCAUGUGCAUGGAGCAGCUGGAAAAGAUUAAUUUCAGGUGCAAGCCGUCGUUCAGAGAACCAGGAUGUCGAGCUGUUCGAGAGUCCAAUGUUGUGCGACAUCACUGGGUCCACAGGAGGCGGCAGACGGGGAAGUGUCGACAGUGUGGGAAGGGAUUCCAGCAGAAGUUUUCUUUUCACAGCAAAGAGAUCGUUGCCAUCAGCUGCUCGUGGUGCAAACAGGCGUAUCACAACAAGGUCACAUGCUUCAUGCUGCAGCAGAUUGAGGAGUGUUGCUCUCUGGGAGCUCAUGCUGCUGUCAUUGUCCCUCCAACCUGGAUCGUCAGGGUCCGCCGGCCCCAGACGUCUCUAAAGUCCAGUAAAAAGAAGAAAAGGACGUCGCUGAAAUGCAAUAAGUCCAGCAAGAAGGGAGCUGAGCUCCAAGACGGCCGCUGGAAACCCUUCCUGCUGAAGCCCGUGCCCUCUCCGCUCAUGAAGCCUCUGCUGGUCUUUGUAAACCCGAAGAGCGGCGGGAACCAGGGAGCGAAGAUCAUCCAGUCCUUCAUGUGGUACCUGAACCCUCGUCAGGUGUUUGACCUGACCAAGGGUGGACCCAGAGAGGGACUGGAGCUGUUCGCUAAAGUGCCGAACCUAAGGAUCUUGGCCUGUGGAGGAGACGGAACAGUCGGGUGGAUCUUGUCAGUUCUGGACCAGCUGAAUAUUCGUCCUCAGCCUCCUGUUGCUAUCCUUCCUCUAGGAACCGGCAAUGACUUGGCCAGAACUUUAAACUGGGGAGGGGGUUACACCGACGAACCGAUAACGAAGAUCCUCUCGCACGUCGAGGACGGAAACAUCGUCCAGCUCGACCGGUGGAACCUGAACGUGGAGGCGAACCUGGACGCCCGGCUGGAGGAGAGGGGGGAGGAGCCUCAGACCGACAGACUUCCCAUCGACGUCUUCAACAACUACUUCAGCCUGGGCUUCGACGCUCGCGUCACACUGGGAUUCCACGAAUCCAGAGAGGCAAACCCCGAGAAGUUCAACAGCCGCUUCAGGAACAAGAUGUUCUACGCCGGGACGGCCUUCUCAGAUUUCCUGAGUAGGAGCUCGAAGGAUCUCACCAAACACAUCAGAGUGGUGUGCGACGGCACAGAUCUGACGUCCAAAGUCCAGGAGCUGAAGCUUCAGUGUCUGCUCUUCCUCAACAUCCCCAGGUACUGUGCAGGCACCAUGCCGUGGGGUCACCCCAGCGAGCAUCACGUCUUUGAACCGCAGCGUCACGACGACGGUUGCAUCGAGGUCAUCGGCUUCACCAUGACAUCGCUGGCCACGCUGCAGGUCGGAGGUCACGGCGAGCGCCUCCUCCAGUGCAAGGAAGUGACCCUGACCACGUUUAAGUCCAUCCCCAUGCAGGUGGACGGCGAACCCUGUAAACUGGCUCCGUCCGUCAUCCACAUCAGCCUGAGGAACCAGGCCAACAUGGUGCAGAAGGCCAAGAGGAGGAUCUCCAUGCCCCACCUCAACGAUCAGCAGCCCAUCCCUGAGAAGCUGCAGAUCACAGUGAACAGGAUCAGCAUGGCGGCGUACGAGGCUCUUCACUACGACAAGGAUCAGCUGAAGGAGGCCGCAACGCCGCUCGGCGCGAUCACCGUCCCCGGAGACAGCGACCUGGAGACCUGCCGCCUGCUCAUCGACCGUCUGCAGGACAGCGUGGACCAGGGCUGCAACUCGAUGAGGACAGAUCGUUUGUCCUCUCACAAACUGUCCAUGAAGUGGUGUUUCCUUGACUGUACAACUGCGGACCGCUUCUACAGGAUUGACCGAGCUCAGGAGCACCUGAACUACGUGUCAGAGAUCUCUCAGGAGGAGCUGUACAUUCUGGACCCUGAGCUGGUCGUCAAGGAGACGGUGGGCUCCUCCUCUGGGAUGCCGGACCUGGUGGAUUCAGAGGAGUUCGCCCUCCCCCACUCCUCGUCCUCACCCACCACCUCAGUCAUACCCAGGGUCAGAGAGUUUCAGAGGAGGAGAAUUUCCAGUGACAGUUCUGUGGCCGACGCUUUGUCUCAGAGCUCGUGUAAGACUGCCCUCUGCAGAAGAGGAGCAAAGAUCCAACGCUCCAACACCAGCAUCGUUCAUUUCACACACAUCAGUAGUCCUUCCUCGGCUGCGUCACAUGACCCCGACAAAGUGGACCAGUUGAUUGGCUGCGUCCACAGUGACGACCUGCACACACUGAUGACGCUCCACCAGCAGGGGGCAGACCUCCUCCUGCAGGACAGCAGCGGCUGCACGCUGCUCCAUCACGCCGUGCAGGUCGGCAGCGAAGACAUCGUCAGUUACCUCGUGGACAACGUCCCGACGUCUCACCUGGACGUGACGGAGAAAGAGACUGGUGACACGGCGCUGCACAAGGCUGCCACCUACUGUCAGAGGAGCAUCUGUCACCUGCUGGUGGAGGCCGGGGCGUCGCUCACCAAGACGGACCUGCAGGGUGAGACGCCUAAACAACGCGCUGUGGAGGUGGACGACCUGGAGCUCGCCGAGUACCUGGAGAAACAUAAUCACUACCAGAUGAUCCAGAAAGAAGACAAGGAGACAGCUGUCUGACCUGCUGUCUGCCCUCCACCUUCUGUCUGUCUGUCUGUCCUGAGGGCCGAGCGUGAAAUAACAACAUAUCAGCUUGUCCUUCUUCUCUGCGGAGACACCGCUAACGUGUCUCUUGCUGUGGAUCCCGUGUGUGUGUGUGUGUGUGUGGAUGUCUGUCCCUUAAGAAGAAGCAAAAACCCCGUGGACUCUGGCGUGGACUCACGCGCAGAUCGGUAAAUGUGUUCCUGUGACGUCUGUCCACGGCGAAACAAUGUCUCCAUUCGUCCGUCUGCAGCCGAACGCGGUGGACAUCACACGGGGUGGGGGCGUCCCCGUUACCCUGGCGACAAUAAGUGUUUGAAAUGUAACUUAAGCAAAGAUGAAGUGAAAUAUUUAUGGUUUAUUUGUAGAAGAGCAGUGUAGAUAUUUUGUCUGUUACAUGAAUGUAAAGCAUGGUGACGUGUGUAGACGAGACUUUUGUCUCCUAUCAAUGACUGCGUGAUAACGACAGUCACACUGGGUUAACACUAUAUGAUAAUGGAUCAGUAACUGUUCACUGCUUGGUUUUGACAUUUCUGAGUGACCUGUGAAUAAAGCACGUCAGAAACACAC